Biomphalaria glabrata is the source of this 2722-nucleotide messenger RNA. RefSeq names its product elongator complex protein 2-like. Gene Ontology annotation, molecular function: protein binding. The coding region runs from base 158 to 2656 and encodes 832 amino acids. Gene Ontology annotation, biological process: tRNA wobble uridine modification. Gene Ontology annotation, cellular component: elongator holoenzyme complex. The transcript has 20 exons. The record is from RefSeq and is a predicted model, not a curated record. NCBI's taxonomy places the organism in Eukaryota, Metazoa, Mollusca, Gastropoda, Planorbidae.
UGAUUUGAUUUCAUAGAAACUUUUCCAUGAUCCAUGUUAUGUUUGGUAAACAUUAAAAACGUGACGAAAGUCCAGACUGUAGAUCUAGAUCUAGAUCUAUGCUCUACAAAUCAAUGAUUUAAUCUAAAUAAGUAAACUAUUAUAUCUAGUCUAGACGAUGCCGAAAAUAGGCGCAUGCUAUACAAGUGCCGGGUGCAAUCGUUGUCCUUUUAGUGCUGACUGGGGAAGAAACGGCAUAAUUUGUUUUGCAUACAACCAUGCAGUAGCAGUUUAUAAACCAGAGGUAAAAAUGGGUUUCUCCUUUUCUGCUGGUAUAGAAAAAACAUAUAUAGGUCAUACAGAUAAAGUGAAUUGUGUCAAAUGGAUCAACAAUGGAAUUCAAGAUGAAUUUGAGAUUGUGUCAGGUUCUACUGACAGUACCAUCAAUGUCUGGCAGUACAGACAGGAUUCAGCAGCCAGUGAACCAAUAUGUACUCUUAAAGGACACACUGGCUCAGUGACGUGUUUGUCUGCCCUUUAUCUAGAUAUGGAAAAUGACUCAGAGUCUAGAGAAACUUUAAUUGUGUCAGCUUCUAUUGACUCGACUGUUAGAAUCUGGUCCAGGAAAAGUUUAGAAACCAAAGAAAAUCAGGUGUUGAUCUUUGGUUCAGGGUUUGCAUUAUCUUUAUCCACGUUUAUUAUACCAGGAACAAGAGUGCCGCUACUUGUAUGUGGGUGUGAUGAUCAUAAUAUACAUUUAUAUUUAAGAGGCUCAGAUCUACAGUUUACUCAAUUAAUAGUUCUGACUGGCCAUGAAGAUUGGAUCAGAGAUUUGCAAUUUGUUGCAGAUGACUUUGGUAAUAUUUUACUGGCCAGUUGUGCUCAAGAUCAUCUCAUUAGAAUCUGGAAGUUAUCAAGAAAGUCAGAAACUCAAACUGUAAUUCAAGACUCUAAGCCUGUGUCUGAACUUAAGGAGGAUGAAUGUAUUACAGUCAAAGAAACCAUUAUAUCUCACCAUGAUGCAGAUGGUGCAUUUAUCUUUGCUAUAACAUUGGAGUCUGUCCUGUGUGGUCAUGAGAAUUGGGUGUAUAGUGUUAGAUGGCAACCUGUGCAAGUGUUAGAGAAUGGUUCAAGUCAUCAACCAAUGAAACUUCUUUCUGCUUCCAUGGACAAGACCAUGAUACUUUGGGCACCUGAUGCAGACACCGAGAUGUGGAUGGAACAGGUUCGUGUAGGAGAUGUUGGGGGCAAUACUUUAGGCUUCUUUGGUGGUCUCUUUAGUCCUUGUGGUCUGUCUAUUCUUGCCCAUGGUUACCAAGGAGCAUUCAACCAGUGGUCUUUUAACUCGGCCACAAAAAUGUGGGUGCCUCAGGUAACUGGUGGAGGUCAUUUUGGGUCAGUAGUCGAUAUUGCAUGGUCUGCUGAAGGAGGUGACUUUCUUCUGAGUGCUAGUGCUGAUCAAACACUGAGGCUACACGCUCCUUGGGUACGAAAAACACAUGAACCUACAUGGUUUGAAAUUGCACGACCACAGAUUCAUGGUUAUGAUCUUCAGUGUCUGGCUGUACUAGAUAAAUAUUCUUUUGCAUCAGGAGCAGAUGAAAAGCUUGUAAGAGUUUUUAAAGCUCCCAGAAAUUUUAUCAACAACUUUUGUCACAUCUGUGGUCAUGAUGUAAACAAUGAACUACAGCGUCUGGGCUGUGCAUCACUGCCUGAAGGGGCCAACGUCUCAGCUCUUGGCUUAUCAAAUAAAGCUGUUUAUACAGACAAUGACAAAAGUGAACAAGUCAUAGAAGAACAAAAUUCUAAAAGUGGCCAAUAUCCUGAAAACUAUUUCAUUCCUAUUGAUUUAAAAGCCCCACCUAGUGAGGACCUCUUAUUACAGAAUACAUUGUGGCCAGAAGUAGCUAAAUUAUACGGUCAUGGCUAUGAGAUAUUUUCUUUAGCUGCCAGUCCAGAUGGAAAGUUGCUGGCUUCUGCAUGCAAGGCUGCAAAGGCUGAGUCUGCCAACAUUCUGGUCUGGAACAUGGACACUAAAAAGAUCAUGAUGUCACUGAGUGGUUGUACACUAACUGUCACACAGAUGGCUUUCAGUCAUGAUGGAAACAGACUUCUGGCUGUGUCCAGGGACAGGUCAUGGACACUGUACAAAAAGUCUGGAGAUCAUUUUGUCAUUGAAUCGAGUGUUGAUAAGAAAACUACUCCACAUUUGCGAAUAAUUUGGUCCUGUUGUUGGACUCAUGAUGACCAGUUCUUUAUCACAGCAGCAAGAGAUAAAAAGGUAAUGCUCUGGUCAACUAAAGAUGUAGUUAGUAAAUUGCCACCAACACCUUUAUCAACACUCACAGUUACUGAAUCUGCCACUGCAGUAGCUGCUGCUCCAUGUUUAGUUCUCAACACCAGAUAUCUGAUAGCUGUUGGCAUGGAAAAUGGAGUCAUCUUGAUAUAUAAUUGGUCUCAAAAUACAGAUACAGUUCAAAACAGUGAAAAUGGAUGGACUCUAGUCACUUCAUUAGAUCAAAGUCAAGCUCAUCAUCUUAAUGUCAACCGGUUGGUCUUCAGGCCAAAAAAAGGAUGUUUAGGGUAUAAAGAAAAUCAUUCUGAUUGGUUGCAGCUAGCCAGUUGUGGCUCAGAUGGGGCUUUAAGAGUUUAUAAUAUUGAUUUAACAACAUUAUGAUUGGAACCAAUUAUUGUAAACUAUUGUACAAUGUAAUAAUUAUUUUAAUAAAUAUCUUUUAAUGUA